Messenger RNA from Aphis gossypii (cotton aphid), 1279 nucleotides. RefSeq lists its product as uncharacterized. Bases 312 to 1163 code for a protein of 283 amino acids. NCBI's taxonomy places the organism in Eukaryota, Metazoa, Arthropoda, Insecta, Hemiptera, Aphididae. The transcript has 3 exons. The record is from RefSeq and is a predicted model, not a curated record.
AUUGUUUAUUAGGAUCAAAAAGUAGUAAAUACUAAAUACUAACUACCGUGAUAUAAUAAACUAAUAUUAAACUAAGUUUAUUAUAUCAUGGUAUUAUAGUUCUAAGUUCAUUUUUAGCUAAUGACUAUGAACAAAUAAUAUAAUAUUUUGUAAUAACUAUUGAAUAUUAUAUUAUAAAUUGUAAAUAAAAAGAAUCUAGUCACUCAGUAAACAGUACAGUACUAAGGUUAAACAAUUCUCAGCUUAUAAUAUUUAAUUUUAAGCUUUUUGAACUAUCGAGUCUCAACGACAUUGCUAAUUUGAGAAUUUAAAUGUCAAAUGACCUUAUGAAUUUCACUAUGCUUCAUGCUAAUACUAUAAAAGUCAAGUGUGACUGGCAGUCAAACGUUUGUGGAUUGGACAUCGAAAACUGUGUUGUGACUCGUCCAAAGCAAUCUUACACUGAUGCCAAAAAUCUUGAUAUCUUGCAAUCAAUACAGGAAUUUGAUUGUAAGAGUGUGAAUUUUGAGAAACCUGAACAUUUAAGUGACCUAUUCAUAAAUAUCAAUAGUGAUCCGAUGUAUGUAAUCGAUUCAAUAGCUGUGUGUUCUGAGGCCAGGAUCAUCGAACUAUUUGCAAAGACAGGAGAAUAUUUGUCUAUACAUCAGUCUAUAAGUCACAGUGAUUUUGAUGGAUUACAAAUGUACUCUCAUUUGAUACCCAUCGACAGUACAGAAUGUGCUUUGAAAUUAAAACAAUUUAAGGAUUCCGGUUUCAUUUGGAUUUUUGGCAUAAUUAUUUAUUUAACCGAGAUGAAAGAGCAUCCUAACAAAUUCUUGGGCCCUAUAAAUAUGCAGAAUGUUCAAAAUUUGUUGGGAUCAAAACCAUUAGACUUAAAUGCUUUAAAACUAUUUUCUUCAUUAAAUCUUAAGCAAUCAAAAUCAAUUAAUAAUGACAUGUUAAUGUCGAAUUUUAAUAAUGAGGAAAGCUCCAAAUUUUCAAAUAGUAAUCCAGAGGGCAAUCAAUUCCUAUCAAAUAGUUUCAAACAUUUUGAAAAAAAAGUAGAAGACAAACUUCAAACUAUGGCUGUUCAAAUGAAUACAAUUGAGAAUAAAAUUGAAACAUUAAAUAAAAAGUUUGACUUGUUAUUAAGUGCACUUUGUGAUAAGAAUAUUUUGUUAUAAUAUUGCUUUGUUUAAAUGGUUACUGUAAUUCACAAACUAUGAAAUGGUUUUUAUUUUAUUUUUAAUGUAUAUUUUAAUUUUAUUGAAUACACAGACUGAAAUAUUUAACAUAAAAA